Molecule: messenger RNA, 609 nt
Organism: Geodia barretti
Lineage: Eukaryota; Metazoa; Porifera; Demospongiae; Tetractinellida; Geodiidae
Source: the annotation of a GenBank genome assembly
AUGAGGGCGAAGCGGAUAGCGAUAGGCGAAGUGCCCGCGCUUGCGCUGCGUAUCUCGUAUGUGGGGGAGCUGGGCUGGGAGAUAUACGCGCCGUCCGAACAGGGACUGCGGCUGUGGGAUAUUCUCUGGGAGGCGGGGCAGCCGCUCGGUGUGGUUGCGGCUGGCGGCGGCGCGUUCGACUCUCUGCGGCUGGAGAAGGGCUACCGGCUGUGGGGCAACGACAUACACACGGAGUACAACCCUUAUGAGGCGGGCAUCGGCUUUGCGGUGAGGAUGCGGAAGGGCGAUUUCAUUGGAAGGGAUGCACUCAGGCAGUCGCGCGCGGAGGGGGUCGGGCGGAAGUUGUGCUGCAUGACGCUGCAUGAUGUGAAUGCGGUGGUGAUGGGCAAAGAGCCAAUCGUCGAUGGUGAUGGUGAUGGCGUGCUUGGGUAUGUGACGAGUGCGAACUACGGGCAUUCGAUUGGCAGAGGCAUCGUGUACGGCUACCUGCCGACGGAGUACGCGGAUGUUGGAACGAAGGUGGAUGUGCUGUACUUCGGGGAGCGGCUUGGGGCGACGAUUGCAAAAGAACCUUUGUACGACCCGGACGGCAGCAAGAUGAGGGCGUGA